AUGCCAUCCACUCUACUUUCAACGUCAUGUUAUAUUAAAACGAAACCAUAUUAUCUUCGUAUUUGUAUUGAUGAUGAUCCUAACGAAGUGUCUGUUUCAACUAUUGACGAUAUAUUAUUAACAAUUGGUAAUUGUGAAUCAACGUCGAACACUGACGAUAUUUUAAAUUCGAUUCGACUUCACUUGGAAUCAUUGACUGAUAAAAAAGAAAAUUCCAAUCAUGAUAAUGAUGAUACGAUACCAGAGACAAUUAUUCUUAGUAAAUUGCUUAAUAUUGAACAGACGAAACCAGUAAAACUCACAAAGUAUCUUUAUCAGAAUCUACACAAGUUAAUCUCCGCUAUGUCGAUAUUUCUGAAUCGUUUAUCUGGAGGAUGA
Molecule: messenger RNA, 378 nt
Organism: Didymodactylos carnosus
Lineage: Eukaryota; Metazoa; Rotifera; Eurotatoria; Philodinida; Philodinidae
Source: the annotation of a GenBank genome assembly